Molecule: messenger RNA, 2520 nt
Organism: Lottia gigantea (owl limpet)
Lineage: Eukaryota; Metazoa; Mollusca; Gastropoda; Lottiidae
Exons: 10
Coding region: 1-2268 (755 amino acids)
Source: RefSeq, a predicted model, not a curated record
AUGGAUUCUCCACCUCCAAAAAAUGCUCAAGCAGAUAGUGUUGAUGAUUUGUUAGACUUCCUUGGAAAUGACAACCCUAGCACCCCCCACACCACUCACCAAAGCACCCCUGCACCACCAACUCUUAGUAAUGUGGAUUUGUUUGAUUCAUUGAGUGAUUUUUCAAUUGUUCCUAAUACUAAUGACUUUAAGGAUGAGAAAGAAUCAGAUAUAGCACCAGAUCUAUUGUGUGAUUUGUCUAUUGAUUAUAAACAGGAGGGGGAUAUUGGUGAUAACCCUGUUAGUUUAUCAACAUAUGAAGUAAUAAAUAAAGAUGAUAUAACAGAUAGUAUACCAUCAGAUAAUACCGAUCAGCAUACCAUGGAAGAGGCCAAUAGUUCAUCAAAUGCUAAAGAUCUGGAUUUUGACUUAAUUAAAAAUGAUGAUUCUCAGAAUACAACAAAUACAAGUAUAGUUAGUGGAGAUAUAGACCAAAAAGAAAUCAACUUUGAUGUCUUAGAGCUACCAUCCACUAGUGAUCUUGGUUUAGAUGCAGAACGUUUUAAAGGUCAAAUUGCUAAAAAGGGAUCCUAUGCCCUGCGUAGAAAACCCUCCAGGAAAGGUGUUAGAAGUAUUCUUCCUACAGAUGACAAUUCUCUCUUUUCUGAUUCAACAGAACCAAAACCAGAAGUUACUUCCCCUGAAUCAUGUGAGCCAGAAGACACUGUUGUACCUGAACCAGAUGAAGUUAUAUCUCCAGUUAAAAGUCCACCUAAACCUGGUUUUGCCAUGCCUGGCUUACAGGAUUUAAGCACAUCUAAAUUGUUUUCCAAAAAUCGGAAACUAUCUGUUCAUGAUGAUGAUCUAUCUCCAACAAACGAAAAUAUGAAAGAGGAAGAAAUUUCAUCAAAAGAUAUGGAAGCAAUUGAUAAAUCUGCAAAUCUGCGAGUUUUACCAACUCUACCAGCGCAAGAAAAGCCAAAAUUGAAUAAAACUGGUAUUAGAGUCCUGCCUAUGAUUCCAGCAAGGGACAAGGGUCCUUUUUCCAAAAAUGACGAUGAUAGUCCUGAAGAGAAACCAUUUGAAGACAAGGCGACUUCUGUUCAAAGUGAAAAUUCAGAAGAUCUGUUCAGUUCUGAAACCAUGGAAACACCAAAAACUGAGUCAAGUUCGAAUGUUUUCGAAAGGAAAUUAUCUAAUAAAUUUGAUGAUGACAAUGUUUUAAGUGAGGAGAAAAAUGACAAACCUACUUUCAAGUCUAAUUUUAAAGUUACCACUUCCAUUGAGAAUAAAGAUACUGCAGUUACUUCCCCUGUCAGCCCAAAAUCACCUUCUUCAAUUCUAAACAAACCAAAUAGGUUGUCUUAUACUGGUGGCAGUGAAAAUGAAUCAGUGUCAGAAACAAUCACAGAUACUCCAAAUGUAGAAACAGUGACAAAAACAUCGGUUGUGGAUGACAAAAAUAAAAGAGACAUCAAUAUUUCAUCUAAAGUUUCUAAUGAAGACUCCUUCAAUUCAUCAGAAUCUAAUUUUGGUGAAAUUGUUCAGCUUCGCAAACCUAAGAGAGAUUCUAACAAUAUUUCAAAAAGACAUUCUACAAAUCUGGACUUCAGACCGUCUGUCCCUGAAACUUCUGAAAAGGUCAAAGUUCAAGAAAAACGAUCAAGUAGAAAUUUUGAUUAUGUGCCAUCCAAUUCAAAUAAUGAAACACCAAAAGAACCGUCAUGGCUAAUAGAAAUGAAAUCCAAGAAAAAUAACUCUGUAUCAGAAAAAAAUACCAGCAAUAGAAACAGCUCCAUAACUACAACUGACAACUCACACACAGAAGUCAAGCAGCCAUCUUGGAUGAGUGAAAUAAAGGCACGGAAAUCUAAUCGAGUGAAAACUGAUUCAAAUAACAGCCAAAAGAUUAUACAAGAUCAAAAAUCUGAAAAACCUUCAUGGAUGAAAACAGCUUUAGAUAAACAAACCAAAGUGGCAGAAAUGUUAGAUAUGGAAAAUAAGAAUCAAGAAAAUAGUGAUGUCAAAGAUAGGACUUUGCCUGAAGUUCAUCUACGUAAACCAGUAGUAGAAACUAGGAACAUCACAAACCAAAAAGAAAACAACACUAAUGAAAAUGAUGAAAAAGAGAAGAUAACACCACCAUGGUUUUCUGAUCUCCAACUACGUAAAGCACCUCGUUCUACUCCUAUGAAAGAUUCUCCUAAAGAAAAUAUAGAACCAGAAUGGAAGAGGAAGGCUGAGGAAAAGAGAGCAAGAUUAAUAAAAUCAGGCUUGUUAGAUAACUGAAUUACAUGAGGAGGAAAAUAACAGACUGGAUGUUAUAAAACUCAGAGUGAUAUUUCAAAGAUUUUGUAAUUUUUACUUAAAAACAGAGAAAUACUUUUUGAAUUGAAAAAAAAAAUAUUAUUAAUUUUACUCAUCAAGGCUCUUACAUGGUUACCCUUGUUUGUAUCAAUAGAUGAACCAUGCAUUCUGUAAAGAUGUAUAUCAUGGGUGACCGCUUGAAACCUCGUAUAACGAAAUAUGACGCAGAAUUAC